AUGGAGCAACUCAACAGUGCUAACCUUGAAGACAAAACCACCGGUACUUACCUGAUUACCAACCAACAACCCCAUGAUGAGUUUCCCAAGCAAUACAUUUGGCCCAAAACUGAUCAAGAUGCUGCUACUGAAGUGCUAAAUGCACCGGUAAUAGACCUAGAUGGAGUUUUUACGCAUGAUGAACAUGCUAUAGCUAAUGCAGUCAACCUUAUUAAGGAAUCAUGCACUGUCCAUGGUUUCUUUCAAGUCAUCAACCAUGGCAUUGAUCUUGGAUUUCUUGCGUUGGCUGAUGAACACGGUCGUGCUUUCUUUAAUCUUCCAAUAACCGAGAAAAUGAAGUGCACGAAAAAAGAGGGGAGCAUGGCUGGUUUUACCAGUGCACAUGUUCAUCGGUUUUCUGAAAAACUGCCAUGGAAGGAGAUGUUAAGUUUCGAGUAUCAUGAGAAUGGUCCUGAAGAAGUUGUUGUUGAUUACUUUAAUUCAACAUUGGGUAGCCAAUACAAAGAAACCGGCUUGAUCUACCAAAGGUGUUGUCAAUCGAUGAGGAAAUUAGCUCUUAACCUUAUGGAGUUGUUGGAAAUCAGUUUGGGUGUUGAAGGGCAAAACUACUAUAGAAAGCUGUAUGAAGACUGUAUUUCACUGGUGAGAUGCAACUAUUAUCCCAAGUGUAACCAGCCUAACCUAACGCAUGGGGUUGGACCCCACUGUGAUCCGACCACAAUCACCAUACUCUAUCAGGAUCAAGUUGGAGGACUAGAAGUGUUUGUGGAUAACAAAUGGAAAUCAAUUACACCCAAUCCUGAUGCCUUGGUCAUCAACAUCGGUGACACCUUCAAGGCAUUAUCAAAUGGAAAGUAUAUGAGCUGCUUGCAUCGCGUAGCAGUGAAUAGAUUCGAACCAAGGUUGUCGGUGGCAUUCUUCUUGAGCCCAAAAGGAGAUAAAGAGCUAAAACCGCCACAAGAUUUAAUCAAUAAAGAUGGAGAACAAAAAUACCCUAGUUUCAAAUGGGAACAAUUUCUCGACUUCACUCAAACGCAACACAGAGCUGAUGAGAACAAUCUUGAAGAGUUUAUCAAAUGGCUCAUGUCUUCCAAAAAUCCCCAAUCUGUAGUUGCUUGA
Molecule: messenger RNA, 1119 nt
Organism: Cynara cardunculus var. scolymus (artichoke)
Lineage: Eukaryota; Viridiplantae; Streptophyta; Magnoliopsida; Asterales; Asteraceae
Product: gibberellin 20 oxidase 3-like
Exons: 3
Coding region: 1-1119 (372 amino acids)
Biological process (GO): unidimensional cell growth; flower development; response to light stimulus
Molecular function (GO): gibberellin 20-oxidase activity
Source: RefSeq, a predicted model, not a curated record